ACACUUUCCACUCCACACACACACUCCCCGAAGUCCGCCAUGGCCACCGCCGCCUCCUGCUGCUGCCGCCGCCACCUCGCCGUCGCCGCGCCCCGCGCCCCGCGCCUCGCCGCCGCCGCCGCCGUCGUCUUGGCCUCCUCCGCCUCCGGUGCCGCCGCGGGGGAGCCCGUCCGCCGCAUCCGCCGUCGCGCGCCUGGCCCGCAGCCGACCCAGCCCCUCAAGUCGGCCCCACCCACCCAGCCGUCCGUCGCGGAGGUGCGGCGCGCCAUCGGCCUCGGCGAUGACGACCCUUCGGCGUCCUCCCGCCGCGGGGAGAGGCAGUCCGCGUUCAUGGAGCUCAUCGCGUCCACACCGAUCGGGCAGCCGGAGGGCCACGCCGAGCGCCGCCUCCGGGAGGCCGCCGAGUGGGUCGUCGACACCACCGAGGACCGCGCCUGCCAAGCACAAAAGUCCCUGUUGCUGCUGUGCAUGAAGAUCUUUCCUCUGUGGCUGCUCCUCCUGUCUAUUGCCCUCGGCAUUAUAAAGCUACCAUUUGAUAUUCCUGGUCUGGAUAAUCUCCUAAUGUAAGGCGUUAGUUUGUUCUAUUAUUCUUUUCAUGAUUAUACAAGCUGUGGACACUUGAAAGAAAUAGCAGUAGAUAUGAUAUGGACCAUUGAGGUCAUUGCUGUUGUAAGUUAUGAUCAAGUUGUACAAUUGCUGUUCUUCACUUGCUUGCGGAAUAACAUGUGACAAUUGCUGUUCUUCACUUGCUUGCGGAAUAACAUGUGGAUAAGUGCAUUA
Molecule: messenger RNA, 780 nt
Organism: Oryza sativa Japonica Group (Japanese rice)
Lineage: Eukaryota; Viridiplantae; Streptophyta; Magnoliopsida; Poales; Poaceae
Product: probable NAD(P)H dehydrogenase subunit CRR3, chloroplastic
Biological process (GO): photosynthetic electron transport in photosystem I
Cellular component (GO): NAD(P)H dehydrogenase complex (plastoquinone); chloroplast thylakoid membrane
Source: RefSeq, a predicted model, not a curated record